Messenger RNA from Ectocarpus siliculosus, 2376 nucleotides. The record is from the annotation of a GenBank genome assembly. NCBI's taxonomy places the organism in Eukaryota, Phaeophyceae, Ectocarpales, Ectocarpaceae.
AUGGCCCAACCAUUACCAUCCUCGUCGACUUCCCCCCCUGUUCCUGAUGCUUCUCCUAGCGGGACGGUCGGCGCCGUAGCAGACACAGCAGACGCGGCGACCUUCACAACGGUAGUUGCGCCGCCUCGCAAAGCCGCCAACACCCAGCGCAAGGGCAGGGGCAAGAAGAAGCCAUACGCCGUUGGUGCUGGCCCAUCCCCGGCCCCCGCAGCUGGCGAUCAGAAGCUAACCCAUCUAGUGAUCGACUCCGGAGCUAUCAUCAAAGGUGCUGGGAUGACGCUUGCGUCGGCCGCUGAGAACUUCUGGACCAUUCCGGAGGUGGUUGCCGAGAUCAGGGACAAGAAAGCUCGCCAACAUCUGGAGUCCCUGCCGUUCGAGCUCAAGCUGAGGGAGCCCUCCGACGAGGCCAUGAAGUUCGCGGCGAGCUUCGCGCGGCAGACGGGCGACUUGCGGUCGCUGUCGCGCGUGGAUCUCAAGGUCAUCGCCCUGGCGUACAUGCUGGAGAGGCAGGAGACCGGCGCGGGGCACCUGCGUACGGCGCCCAUUCGACCGGGUACCAAGGUCAACAGCAACCGCAAGGGGGUCAGUGCGCCAACUCUGGCGCCGGCGAACGACGCCACAGAAGAAGCUUCCGCGAAAGUUCUUGCGGAUGCCACCCUCCAAACGGCGUCGACGACGACAGCAACCGCGGCGAAGGCAGCAGCCCCCUCGGACGCACCCACGUCGUCGUGGUCCCUCAUGGCGCGAUCGAACCCGGCGCCUUUCAAGGUCCCCGCCAAGGCCGACCCGGCCCCGUUACCCGCCGCCGCAGCGCCGCCGCCGCUGGAUACCGACGACGACCCCGCGGGACAUUUCACGACUAGCGGGGUAGCAUCGCCCGGUGCCGCCGCCGCCGCCGACCGCCCUCGGCCGGACGGCGCGAAGCCCGGAACCUCUCGCAUCAUGAGCACUGCGGCGGCGUUCGGCGUGUCGGGGGGAGGCGCGGACGACGACGACGGGGAGGGGUGGGUCAACCCGUCCAACAUCAAGAGCCAGAAGGCGGCCGGCAUCGGCCUCAACGGCCCCUCGCAGACCCAGAGGAAGGGAAGUCAUAAGGGCAGGUCGACGGUGGCGAGCCAGUGCCGGGCGGGGUGCGUAACGACGGACUUCGCCAUGCAGAACGUUAUCCUCCAGGUGGGCCUGCCUCUCCUGUCCCUCGACGGCAUGGCCGUCCACCGCGUCAAGCAGUGGAUCCUGCGCUGCGCCGCGUGCUUCAAGACCUGCACCGAGAUGGGCCGGCUCUUCUGCCCCGUGUGUGGCAACGCCACCCUCGACCGCGUCUCGUGCUCGGUCAACGCCAACAGCGGAGCGACGCGGGUGCACCUUCGCAAAAACCACAAGGUUAACCUCCGCGGGAGCAAGUUCUCGAUCCCGGCGGCGAACCCGGCCAAGGGUAGGUUCGAGGGGGACCUCCUGCUGCGGGAAGACCAGCUGCUGUCCGGCAUCUGGGCGCAGAAGGCUCGCCGCAAGGAGAAAGACGUCAGCUCCAUGUUCGGAGAGGACAUCACCGGCAACGUGGGGCUCACCGUCUCCAAGUCGGCGGACCUAGUGGUGGGCUACGGCCGCAAGAACCCCAACUCGGCGAGAGGCCGAGAGCGGCGCGGGAAGAAAGGGGUGAAGACGAGGCUUUGAUGAGGCCACACAGCGCUCCAGUCUCACCGAAGUGUAGGGCCGGGUCUAAUGCCUUCGCCAACCUGUAUCAAUGUCUGUUCUCUGGUAUAACGUGUUUUAGUGUUGAAAGUAGUCGGCGCGUCUAGAUAGAGCCUCGUUAUUUUUUCUCUCUCUCCGGGAGAACCAAAGUGCGUUUGUCGCGCUGUCCCCAGCGAUGUGCCGUUGCCGCCGUAGCCGGGCUAUUUAUCCAUCAGGUUAACAGAUUUGGCACACACGGAGGCAUGCUUGAACGGCCGUGGUGUGUAAGCCCUGGUGGAAGAGCGGUUCUUUUUCGCUCCUCAAGUGUCUGGGCUACCUCCAAUGUAGCGUUAUUAUAGUACAUCCAACGGGGAGGUUAUGAACUGAACGAGAAGCUUCAUCUUCAUGUUUGAUACGACGGGGCGAUGUUGUCAGUUGGGCGUGGUCUUUUUUCGUCUGGGCGGGGAUUGCAUUGGCCGACUGUCUAUAGCCGGUUGUAUACAUAGCUGCGCCGAAUCAAUCACUGUUGUUCUGUUGGUCUACGCUUGAAGGUGUUUUGAACAGCUCUUCUGACGUGCACGCAUCAAGGUUAGUAACUCGGACACGCCAAAGCGUAAGGUGUGGUUAUGGUCUCCUUGUCUGUCCAACGGUUGAUGCGGCGGGAUGUCUUUUCACAAGUUACUCUUGGAGAGGAAUGCGGACCGGGAG